Molecule: messenger RNA, 363 nt
Organism: Symbiodinium necroappetens
Lineage: Eukaryota; Dinophyceae; Suessiales; Symbiodiniaceae
Source: the annotation of a GenBank genome assembly
AUGCAGCGCCGAGCCGUCUCCGCUUCUGGCAGAGUGCCACGAGCAGCGCAGGUUGCGCAGCAGCUGCUGAAGAUGUGCCCAGAGCCGGCUCGGAGACUUCUGCGCGAAGAGCUUCGCUCCUGGAAGCGCCCGUCGCGUGAUGCCCUGCCGAUGCUGAAGGAGCUUCGUGCCACAAAGCGGGUCGAUCUUGUCUGCGAGUUGCUGAACCUCCUGAAAGCGGAGCCAAGCCCGGCCUGCUGCAUUUCACAGAGGGGAUUUCCGCGUGCGCCCGCGCCACCUGGUGGUCUCAAGCCGUCGCCUUCUUCCACGACUUGCCCGAUGCUGCUGUGUUGCCCGACAUCGUCUGCUGCAAUGCCACCCUGA